Hermetia illucens (black soldier fly) is the source of this 2192-nucleotide messenger RNA. Its product is annotated as carboxypeptidase B. Gene Ontology annotation, molecular function: zinc ion binding; metallocarboxypeptidase activity. The record is from RefSeq and is a predicted model, not a curated record. Gene Ontology annotation, biological process: proteolysis. Lineage: Eukaryota; Metazoa; Arthropoda; Insecta; Diptera; Stratiomyidae. The transcript has 6 exons. Bases 378 to 1775 code for a protein of 465 amino acids.
AUACCCCAUGAUACGAGCGCUUACAAGAUUUUAGAUAUCUUCAAGCCAGAUUUUGCCGUAGCUUGACCAAAAUACUAUUUUGUUUGGGACUUUUCGCAAAAUCAUUUGCAACGGUCUUUCGAGACUACGAGCGCAAUGGGAAGGUGCUCAAAAAGGUGAAGAUUUUCGGUGGACCACAUCUUCAUCAUUCUUAGUUUACAUACCAAAGGGGAUGUAUGUGCGACCAUUGACCGGACCUGUAAGAUAGUUGGCGUAGUUUCGCGACAUUAUGCUGUGAACCUGUUCACCGAGUUAUUGCAAGUGAAUUACUUAACUGAGGUCAUCAGGGAUCAUAUCUUUAUCUGAAAUUUUUGGGUGUUUAGAAUAUUUUGAUAGUCAUGACUGUGAUUAAGAGUGCGUCGGUGUUGAGUGUUUUAGUGAUUUUACUCGGUUUGUUGUGCGCUUCGACGGAAGGACAAUUGCAACUGAGUCGACUGCAGUAUUUUAUCAAUAAAAAUUUUAUCAAGUUCGGGAGAGCAAAUCAAACGAAAACUGUGCGGCAUGAUGGUGCACAAUUGUGGAAACUGCAUACACAGCAACUGUGGAGUAAGCCGUUGGUGAAACUGCAGUUGGAAUAUGGUGGUGAUGUGUGGAGCAUGAAUGAAGAUGGUAUCGAUAUUUAUUUCAAAGAAGAUGUAAUCGAUGAUGUUAAAGUUUAUCUUGAUGGAACCGAUAUUACUUACAAUAUCAUGAUUGACGAUAUCCAGCGAGCCAUCGAUGAAGCUAACACGCCGGUUAACAGUACCUCGGAGAAUGACCCACUGCAGGGAACAGGCGUGAACAUGAGUUGGAACCAAUAUCACAGUUUCGAAGACAUGAAUGAUUUCUUCUUUUACUUAUUGGAAUACUUCCCCGAUAUAUGCAGUAUCAUGAGCAUUGGCCGCUCAGCUGAGAAGCGGGAAAUAAAGAUGAUACGAAUUUCAAAUCACAACCCAGAAAACAGAGCAGUUCUCAUUGAUGCAGGGAUGCAAGGUCGCGAAUGGAUAGGACCAGCAGCAUUGACAUAUGUCAUGCAAAAAAUGGCUCUGAACUGGAGAAAGAUGCCCCCAAGUGUCAAAAGUAUUGACUGGUAUUUCGUGCCCAUGAUGAACCCCGACGGUUACGAAUACUCCCGUAAUGUCGAUCGGUUUUGGUCCAAAAACCGACGCGUUCAAGAUGGAUGCUUAGGUGUCAAUUUGGAUAGAAACUUUGAUUACAGCUGGGGCGGUAAAGGUAGUUCCGGCGAACCAUGCUCACGGUACUUUCGUGGUCCUGAAAAAUUUUCCGAACCAGAAACACGAGCGAUCCGUAACAUCCUUCUGAAAAUGAAAGGCUAUAUUAGUGCUUACAUAUCGAUUGGUGGAUACGGUCAAUUUCUGGCAUAUCCCUGGGGUGAUGAGGACUAUGUACCUGGCAACUAUGAGGAGAUGCACUAUGUGGCGAAACGCGCACUAAGGAAUAUGCAAAAAGUCGUUGGAACAGAGUACAAAACAGGAUCUUCAUACUCCUUACAAUUCGCUCGUGCUGGAAAUUCAGCUGACUGGGUUUUGCAUACAUUAAACAUUAACUUUGUAUACAACUUAAUGCUAAGAGACCAAGGACAACAUGGAUAUAUUCUGCCGUCAGCAAUGAUUGAAGAUUCCGGAGAGGAGGCGUUCGCGACGGCAAAAACAAUUGCAGAGCGUAUAUACAGGGUUCAGCUUUACGGAGAGAGUCCAGCGACCAACUACGAACAAAAUCACACCUAUGAGUAUUAGUAAAAUCUAGAAUAUGUUUAUCUAUAGCAUAGAGUAAGUAGUUCUAGGUGAAUACCGUAUUUGGAUCAGAAUUAUGAUCAGGAGUUUAAAUAUUCCUGGGAAUGUAAAUGAAUUGAGAAUAAUCCUCUCACAGAGGAUGUGUGAAGCCAGAAAGUUACUUCUGCGAUCUCUUGGAUCUCCGCACGAAAAUAUAUAUUUCUAAUCGAAACUGCUCGUUUAAGGGUUGUAAUGUUGUUGGUUCCUAUUAUAAACCAUUUUCGAGAAAAUUACGGUGAUUCUAAUGACCUGAUAAUUUGACUUAUAAUUUUGAUCCAACUGGGUAUGUUUUAAUUAAGAGUAAUUUAUUCAAUAGCUUAAUAAUUUAUAAAUUAUGUAGAUCAGAUACUCUGAAGUAUUUUCAAUAUAGAAAAGAUUCAA